GUUAGGUGGAGCAUUCGGAACAGAUGAAAUGAUUAAGAACUUAUUUUUAAGAAAACUAGCGCACUUAUUAAGCUACUAAUAGGAACGAUAGCAUCGCCGUGUCUUACAAUUCUUUCAGUAAGGAACGAGUGCCAUCGAUAUGCAGACCGAUAUGCAAGUUGAUGUGACGUGUCCACCUCCUCCGUUGGAUGAUUCCUUUCCUCAUGUCAGAUUACUUGAACAGAUAACAGCUUCCGAUAAAUUGCUAGUAAAGCACUUCCUUUCCCAACGCUCCGAAGCCGUCAGAACGAAAUCAGAUCAAAAUGCCCCAAAAACUGACCGUUACACCGAUAUACCGCAAUAUCGCAACGAACUUCGUGCCGCUUUGCUACUAUUGGAGCGCUUGAACCGUUCCAAGAUCGAUCUGGAGAAUAUGCUUCAACCGGAUGGCGACGACUCCGAACGGCACCAAGAUUGGACUACUGAGCUCGAUCAGACCGUGCCACUUGAAGAAGCUCUUCGCAAUAAAUUAGACUUUCUGCAAGAUCCCGCACGAUUGCAAAUCCUUUAUCGCAAGUUGGCCACACGACGCAAAAAACGUGCAUGGCAAAGGCGUCACAAUAAGCGUCUAGCCGAAAAGUCCAAACAACUGCAAAAGAAGCGCGAGAAACGGCUAGAGGAAAUUGCCCUUUGGGAGGCGGAUUGGGAUGAGCGAUUGAACCGGGAGCGUGCGACGCGGGAUGAACUGCUGGCAAAGUCCGCUUUCUUGGCCGAUGUACGACGACGCAAAGCACGGGCCAAACGAAACCUGCGAACGUUCGAAAAGACGGUUUAUCUUCGCAACCAACAACGUCCAGCCGAUGUUAGCGCGGCUGAAGGCAAACAGCAGAGGUCGUCGGAAGUUUCUGAGGAACGCUUUCGCCGUGAUAUCGACCAUUUAAUCACCGAGUGGAAGGCUAAACUGAGCGAGUACGUUAAGGAGGAGAAGAGACUGAAGGACGAACUGGCACGUCGUUCUACGGGAAACGAAAGUCGACGCCGUGAGAAUCGCUGGCGAAAGGCUCUCUUUGGUGACGCUGCUUCUGGUCCGCUCAAUCGAAAACUUAUCAACGACCCCGAUGAGCUUAUCGCCAUACGCCGAGCGUGGGACGUUUAUGCAUUGUCACAUAGCUUUGGUUCCGAUGAGCUAUCUUCCGGCUGUAGCGCAGUUCCUUUCGGGUGGGUAAAACCGCCGGAAAAUGCGCUCCCCGAAUGGCAGAUGUACAGAGAGAACCACAAAACCAAGGAAGACGGUAACACCGCACCCAAGACAUGAUUUAAACGCAGAAACACGUCGGCUCAGCCUGUAAUUGAUUAUCCAUCUUUUGAAAUA
This is a messenger RNA of Anopheles bellator, 1351 nucleotides long. RefSeq lists its product as uncharacterized. The record is from RefSeq and is a predicted model, not a curated record. Lineage: Eukaryota; Metazoa; Arthropoda; Insecta; Diptera; Culicidae. The transcript has a single exon. The coding region runs from base 140 to 1294 and encodes 384 amino acids.